This is a messenger RNA of Coregonus sp. 'balchen', 1185 nucleotides long. The record is from the annotation of a GenBank genome assembly. Lineage: Eukaryota; Metazoa; Chordata; Actinopteri; Salmoniformes; Salmonidae.
AUGCCUGAGCUGGCUGGCGAGGGCCUCGUUUUUCAUGCUGUCAUCCCCCUCUCCCUGUCUCCACUCAUCCUCUGUUCGCUCUGCCCUUUUCCCUCCACUGCCGUGGCGUUCCCCCUUUCCUCACAGUGCUCCACUGCCGCCGCCCUGGGCUGUGUUUUUACUCCGGACCAGCGGGGCGGGUGGCCAGGCAUCCAGUCAGCUAUGCAGAGAGACUGUGUUCACCCAUCUGUGAAAUCACCACCAGUGGCUGACAACCAGGGGGCAUGUCAGGUCAUGUGGAUACAGUGCGGGUCAAUGGAUAGUUUCAAUACAGAAACCCUGCUACCCUGCUGCCCUGCUACCUGCAGCCGUCAGGGAAGUACUGCAUCAUAUGAUAUGUUGGCUGAGCCACCAUCAGCACCUGCCUGUACCCUACCUGUCCUAAGCUCUCUCCUGCUUUGUCCUGCUAGGUGACCUAAACUGGGCCAUGCUUAAACCACUUGACCAAGUCUUAAAACAAUGGUACUCCCUAAAACUCUCUCAGAUUAUUACCAAUCCCACAAGGUAUGACCCACAUCAGUCUGGUGUUUUCUGUAAUGACCUUAGUGAUCACUGUUUUACGGCCUGUGUUCGUAAUGGCUGCUCAAUUAAACGACAUGUCCUGAUUUGUCAUAGACGCUUGCUGAAAAACUUUAAUGAGCAAGCCUUCCUUCAUGACCUAGCCUAUGUAAAUUGGUAUAGAAUCAGCUUGAUCCCCUCUGUUGAAGAUGCUUGGACCUUCUUUUUCUAUCUUUUCAGUGGUAUUGUUAACAAGCACGCCCCCAUAAAGAACAUUUGAAUAAAAAACAGGUUCAGCCCCUGGUUCGACCGUGAUCUGGCAGAGUUACUCAAGAACACCAUUUGGUGAAAGGCUCGGCACACAAAUACUGUCAUUCAGGCAAAUGAGAAAUAAGUUAGUUACUUUAAGGAGCAGUUCUCUCUCUGUGGGUCUAACCCCAAGAAGUUCUGGAAAAUGGUGAAAGACCUGGAGAAUAAACCCUCCUCCUCACAGCUGCCCAUGUCCCUUAAUGUUGAUGAUGUAGUUGUUACUGACAAGGAGUGUAUGGCUGAGCUCUUUAAUCAUCACUUCAUUAAGUCAAGAUUCCUAUUUGACUCAGCCAUGCCUCUUUGCCCGUCCAACACUUCCUCAUCUCCCAGCCCUUCUAA